GUGGUUUGUGACGUGUUGCCUUGGCAGAGCAGGAAAACGCACCUGACAGGAGGGCAGGUCUCAUGCAGCCUGUCACACCUUUCUGUUCCAGGCUGUUCAGCUCUUCCACUAAUUAUUAGACAGUUGGAAGAAUCACAUCAUGGAGGUCAAACGGCUCGUUCUCGGCGUCGUGCUCGUGGCCUUAAUGUUUACAGGAAGCAACGCACAGUUAGACGUUUGUGGCACGGCGCCGCUCAACUCCAGAAUCGUAGGGGGUCAGGAUGCUCCGGCGGGGUCGUGGCCCUGGCAGGCCAGUCUGCACAAGGACAACAGCCAUUUCUGCGGAGGCUCCCUGAUCAACAACGAGUGGGUCCUGACCGCUGCUCACUGCUUUUCCAGCACCAGCACGGUCAACCUGGUCGUUUACAUCGGACGUGACACCCAACAACUCAGCAACCCUAACGAGGUGUCCCGGACUGUGUUCCGGAUCAUCAACCAUCCGGACUAUAACAGCAACACGUUCGACAACGACAUCUCCCUGCUGCAGCUGUCCUCACCCGUUGAGUUCAGCAGCUACAUCAGGCCGGUGUGUCUGGCGGCGUCCGGCAGCGUCUUCGAGGCCGGGACAAUGUGCUGGGUCACCGGAUGGGGGACGAUCCGAUUUCAGGUUUCCCUUCCUUUCCCGCAGAGGCUGCAGGAGGUGAGUCUUCCCAUCGUGUCCAACACCGAGUGUAACAAAGCGUACGGAACGAUCACGAGCAACAUGAUGUGUGCCGGUGUGGAUGAGGGAGGAAAGGACUCCUGCCAGGGGGAUUCAGGCGGCCCGUUGGUGGGUAAAAUCGACAAUAAAUGGGUCCAGGGUGGAGUGGUGAGUUUUGGAAAAGGCUGCGCUGAGGCCGGUUUCCCCGGGGUCUACGCCCGGGUGUCCGAGUAUCAGUCCUGGAUCAGCAGCCACAUCACCAGCAACCGGCCGGGCUUCGUCGCCUUCCGCAGCUCAGCCUCUGGACUCGCCCAGCUGUGUCCCCUCUCAGUCCCUCUGCUGCUGUCCGUUUUUCGGAUCGUCUUCUCUCUCUUUGUGCUCUCAUAGGAGGCUGAAUGAUGACUGAACCGCGGCAGAGUCAGUGUCACCGUCUUAUGAAGUCAUAUUUAAAUUCAUUUAUCUUUGAAACAAGCAGCCUGCUCUGCAGUGAAACUGUCCCACCUGUUUCCACUGCAGUUUCUUGUGUUUAAGGAGUUUUACAGAAAGACUCCACAAGAGAGAAACGGACAUAUUUUUUUUAUGAUUCUCUUGAUUUUGUAUUUAAAAUGGCAGAAAAUAGAGAAAUUCUAUCCGGUCAGACGUCCUGCAUGCAUCAUAAUAAACUUUGUAGCAUCUUUCCUUUCUUCUGUUUUUCUGCCUAACUUGAAGGAUUAAUUAUGUCAUACAACGCAGAUUGCCGAAUUUAUUACGUGGUUGUAAUAAAACACUGAUAGAUUUUGGCUGAAAAGUAAUCAAAUAAUUAGUCUUUAUUCAAAUCUUCUCUCUUUCUGCAGAUUUUAGUUUUCUUUAUUUACAAAUAUGAAACGUUUGCACUGAUGCUGAAGCAGCUUUAACCUGUGAUGACCUGGUGAUGUGGCAGGAGCAGUGGGAUCUUCUCUAUGUGUUUAUAUGGACUUAAUUACCUCUUUAAUCUGAAACUAAUUAAUCACUGGAACUAUGAACUAUGAACUCCAGCAACUGUGAUUUAAUUCUCAAGCAUAGCGCACAUGAAGUACAAAUAAAAUUUACAAUUCUAUACAUUUGCAUGAUUUAAGUGUCUUGAGCUUCAAUAUGACUAACAACAACUGAACACUAUUACUGAUUGCAGGUGUGCAUAAUAAGGUCACAUUGUACAGGUGUUCCUAUUUGUUUGGUAUCUUAUUGGAAGUAAAUCCUUUUUAACAUCAACAAAUGCAACCUGUAUAUCUGUGCUUUUGACUGUGUCGUGUUAAAUAAAUGCUUUUUCUUAA
Messenger RNA from Chelmon rostratus (copperband butterflyfish), 1968 nucleotides. Its product is annotated as serine protease 27-like. Bases 140 to 1066 code for a protein of 308 amino acids. Lineage: Eukaryota; Metazoa; Chordata; Actinopteri; Chaetodontiformes; Chaetodontidae. Gene Ontology annotation, biological process: proteolysis. The transcript is spliced from 6 exons. The record is from RefSeq and is a predicted model, not a curated record. Gene Ontology annotation, molecular function: serine-type endopeptidase activity.